AUGAAAUUAACACGAGUUGCCCCGAUCGAGGAGAGGAAGCAGCACAAAAAGCUCCUAAAGCCUCUGCUUGAGAAACGGAGGCGGGAGAGAAUGAACCACGGUCUGGAGUCUUUGAGACUACUGCUGCUGGAGAUCGCGCAGAUGAAGAAAUUAAGGAACCCCAAAGUGGAGAAAGCGGAGAUUCUGGAAAGCGCGGUGGAGUUUCUGCGGAGAGAACGGGACUGCGACUGCGCGCUAGGUCUGGUUGCUAAGGACGCUUCCGAAUCCCAACGCGGUUACCAGGACGGCUUCCAAGAGUGCCUCGCUCGGGCUGCCAGUUUCCUGCGGCAAUCGUGCAACAAAACAUCAGAAACGCGCACCGAGACCCAGCGCUGCACGACACCGACACUGGCAGCCAAUUUCUCCCAGUAUAUGAUGCACCACACCCCGAUGGAGACCUCGGAGGCUGCUGAGCCGUCCGGACGCCGUCUGCAGCGUUUGGUGACUGGCUGGGGCACUACCGGCGUCUCGCUGACCCCUGCCGCUUCCUCCCCCCCACAAAAACAGCGCAGAAACGGAGCCGCACGCCCACGCAUUGGAGACAAAGCAGCGUUGGCCUUCAGACACCCAAACGCGGGCUCCUGUCCGCCUAUAACUUCCAAAAUCGCCCACAGCCACUGCAAUGCACCGUGGAGACCCUGGCCAUAGAACUGAUGCCUAU
Polyodon spathula (Mississippi paddlefish) is the source of this 700-nucleotide messenger RNA. RefSeq names its product transcription factor HES-7.1-A-like. The transcript has 3 exons. Gene Ontology annotation, molecular function: DNA-binding transcription factor activity, RNA polymerase II-specific; protein dimerization activity; RNA polymerase II cis-regulatory region sequence-specific DNA binding. Lineage: Eukaryota; Metazoa; Chordata; Actinopteri; Acipenseriformes; Polyodontidae. The record is from RefSeq and is a predicted model, not a curated record. Gene Ontology annotation, cellular component: nucleus. Gene Ontology annotation, biological process: anterior/posterior pattern specification; regulation of neurogenesis; regulation of transcription by RNA polymerase II. The coding region runs from base 1 to 687 and encodes 228 amino acids.